Penaeus vannamei (Pacific white shrimp) is the source of this 915-nucleotide messenger RNA. The record is from RefSeq and is a predicted model, not a curated record. Lineage: Eukaryota; Metazoa; Arthropoda; Malacostraca; Decapoda; Penaeidae.
AUGAACAGAGAUGUGUCAACCACCAGCAAACCUCAAGGAGCCGGGGAAACCGACGCGAAUAUCCUCCACCUGCGCCGCGACUCUGCUUCUUGCGCCUCAAGGGUCAGGGUGUGGCUUCUGCCGCGCAGCGUCACUCAGGACAGAGUAGUAUAUAAAGGGGUAAGUGGUUCAACUUCCCAUCAUUCAGCAGUUUCGCACUACAGUUGCAGAAAUGAAGACACUGAUCGCCGUGUUGUUGGUCGCCUUUGUGCAGCAGAGCAGAAGCGCGAGGCAGAGCCUUCCGUCGGCCUCCAUCACCCCCUUCUCUACCCUUAUGGAAGUGCCUACGGACUCUACCCGUAUGCCAGGCAUUCCUACCUCAGUACCCACGGCCACAUCCUUCACAAGCGCGACGCUGAAGCCGACCCUGGCUACCUCUUGGGAGGAGGUCUCGGCCUAGGCGGCGCCUAUGGUUACGGCCUCAACUAUGGUCUUGGAGGAGCUUAUGGCUAUGGCUAUCCUCUGGGUCACGUCUCCUACAGCACCGUCGGCCACUCAAUCGGCAAGCGUGAGGCCGAGCCUGGCUACCUCUUGGGAGGAGGCCUCGGCCUAGGCGGCGCCUAUGGUUACGGCCUCAACUAUGGCCUUGGAGGAGCUUAUGGCUAUGGCUAUCCUCUGGGUCACGUCUCCUACAGCACCGUCGGCCACUCAAUCGGCAAGCGUGAGGCCGAGCCUGGCUACGGUCACGGCCUUCUUGGAGGUCUUGGAGGAUCCUACGGCUACGCCUCCUCUCUCCUCUAUCCAGGGAUCGCCCACUCCUACCAGUACAAUCAUGCUGUUAAUCCUCUUAUCUACGGAUAGGGAGACUAUGGCAAUGUUUUUUCCUCCGGAUACGAUGGAAUAAAAGAAUAUUUUAAAUAAAUUUGCCAAAUGACA